This is a messenger RNA of Lytechinus pictus (painted urchin), 1358 nucleotides long. RefSeq names its product queuosine 5'-phosphate N-glycosylase/hydrolase-like. The coding region runs from base 1 to 396 and encodes 131 amino acids. Lineage: Eukaryota; Metazoa; Echinodermata; Echinoidea; Temnopleuroida; Toxopneustidae. The transcript has 3 exons. The record is from RefSeq and is a predicted model, not a curated record.
AUGACCAAGGUCAAAGGUCAUUUGCACAUAUGUAAUAACAAUAGACAAAACCUUAAUUUGAUUUCUAAUAAGAAUGAUAACUUUUUCAGGGUACCACAAGGUUUGAAUUACUUUGGUGUCUUGAGCUAUUCUGAUGCCUUGAAGAAAAGACUGGUUAAUGAGACUAAGCUGUUUACUCCAGGAGAGAGAUUAGAGGUGGAGAUCAGAGGAUGCUCUAUCUGGGCUGUAGAGUUGAUCUUACAAGAGAUGAGAAAGAUACGUGAAGGAGACCCAAGUAAAGAUGACAUGAUAUUGAAUAGUAUCAUCAUUGACUUCUAUCUCUGGACUUACUGCAAAGAUCAUAGAGAAGACAUGGAACAUAUACCAAUACACAAGAUUAGAUCCAUCUACUAUUGAGGAUCAUAGAGAAGGCAUGGAACAUAUACCAAUACACAAGAUUAGAUCCAUCUACUAUUGAGGAUCAUAGAGAGCCAAAAGUGGGGGGCUGACCAUGCUAAAAAUCACAAUCGUAUGGUCAUUUUUACGUUUUUGUACACGGUUUUGGAAAAAAGUGGGGGGCUGAAGCCCCCUCCCCCCCCCCCCCCCCCCCGGUUCCGCUGCCCCUGUUUCUUUCUGUCCAUCCAUUAACUUUUCUGUGUAAAUGCGAUAACUUCAGUUUGAAUAGGCUCAUAUAAUUUGGUGAUUAUGAUACUAGCAUGGAUCCCAGGAAGCCUCUUGAUUUUAAGGUCAAAAUUUCAAGGUCAUACUGACAUGUUUCAUCUUACCCUUCUGAAGUCCUUGUAAACGUGACAAGUUUAGUUUAACUUUAGGCUCAUAUAAUUUGGUUUGUAUGAUACUAGCAUGGAUCCCAGAAAGCCUGUUGAUUUGUAGGUCAAAAGGUCAAAGGUCAAGUCACCACCUUUCACUUUUCUUGCUUGACCAAUAAUGCCAUUUUCCGUGUUACAGGUGGGCGUAUUAUGUGCUCGCCCUAGCGACACUUGUUCUUUUUAGUCUUACAUACAUUUUGAAACAAUUUGCAAUGACCGGAUAGGUUAUAUCUAAUUAAACAUAAUUUUUUUUAAAUUAAAAUUUAAUUGUUUGAAGUAUGGCAUAGGGCGAUUCCACACUAGAACUUCAAAAAUAUCAUAAAUUUAAACAUGCUUUCAAUAAGUCAUAAGUAGUGUAAUAUUUUACUAUGAUACCUAAAUUUUAUGAAAAUUAUGAGUUUUAACCAAAAGUGAAGUCAGAUAUAGUUUUUUUGGGGGGGAACAAUGGAAUUUUCAAUUUUCAAUAACUUUGCUAAUUAAAUAGUCAAAUACAAACACUGCCUGAAACAAUUAUUGGCAAAGCACGAGAAGAUUGAAAAUAUUGCAGGUCAA